AUGUUGACCACCGCUUCGGUGCGCACUCACAACCCUGAAGCAUUGCUGUCCUUUACUACCAAUGUAGCAGCGUCGAUUCUUUUAUGUUCACAAACAAACCAACAUGCGAAAUCCCACUGGGCUCAACGAAAGCUUCCAAACUUGAAAUCUUUCGUCGAUACCCUAUUUAAAAAAAUGCAGCUUCCACUAGCAGUAUGCCUGGUAGAUCUGAUUUAUCUCUCUAGACUCAAAUGUCAACUGCCAGAUCAUGCCCGUGGGAAUAUCGAUACACCUCAUCGAUUGUUUUUGGCUUCCAUCCUCACGGCUUCCAAGUUUAUGAAUGACCCAGAAAAUGCUUUAACCAAUCAACAAUUAUCAGAAAUGACAGAUGGUCUUUAUACGGUCUCGGAUAUCAAUCAAAUGGAACGUACAUUUCUUGCUCUGGUCCAUUUCAGAUUGUUUGUAGAUGACAAAGAUCUAAGAUCAUUUCUGGUGAAGCAUGGCGAACUACUAAAAGUAGACCUUGUAGAGGAACAAUCAUCCUACUAUUAA
This is a messenger RNA of Phycomyces blakesleeanus NRRL 1555(-), 531 nucleotides long. RefSeq names its product cyclin. The record is from RefSeq and is a predicted model, not a curated record. Gene Ontology annotation, molecular function: cyclin-dependent protein serine/threonine kinase regulator activity; protein kinase binding. Bases 1 to 531 code for a protein of 176 amino acids. Gene Ontology annotation, cellular component: nucleus; cyclin-dependent protein kinase holoenzyme complex. Lineage: Eukaryota; Fungi; Mucoromycota; Mucoromycetes; Mucorales; Phycomycetaceae. The transcript is spliced from 2 exons. Gene Ontology annotation, biological process: regulation of cyclin-dependent protein serine/threonine kinase activity.